Oncorhynchus keta (chum salmon) is the source of this 5367-nucleotide messenger RNA. Its product is annotated as E3 ubiquitin-protein ligase BRE1A-like. Bases 371 to 3523 code for a protein of 1050 amino acids. Gene Ontology annotation, cellular component: nucleus; HULC complex. Gene Ontology annotation, molecular function: ubiquitin protein ligase activity; metal ion binding. The transcript is spliced from 22 exons. NCBI's taxonomy places the organism in Eukaryota, Metazoa, Chordata, Actinopteri, Salmoniformes, Salmonidae. The record is from RefSeq and is a predicted model, not a curated record.
CGUCAGACCGAGGCUCUGCAUCUGUCCUCGUGCUCCUAGACCUUACAGCUGCUUUUUUUGUUUGGGGUUUUAGGCUGGGUUUCUGUACAGCACUUUGAGAUAUCAGCUGAUGUACGAAGGGCUAUAUAAAUUCAUUUGAUUUGCUUUGAACAAUUUUGAAAAAAUGUAUUUCUUCCAAAAUGAAGGCGAUGCAAGAGAGAAAUAGAGAGAUUUAGUAUUUUUUUCAGUUUCACUUAACAAGCAAAUGCAGCUACAGUAGCUAGUUCAGCCUACUGAAACACCCUCCUCAAACAGGGGGAUACUAUGUUAGCUAGCUGGCUAUGACUAACCUACACAACACUGGAACUCUUCCAAGUCAAGUGGUGUGAGGAUGUCGGGACAGAAGCGUAUGUGUGACUCCAACAUCCCCUCUUCAUCCUCCAGUGCGCCCCCUGAGAAACGGAGGGAGCGAGAGGGAGGAGAGAAUGGGGGUCCAGGGGUCAGCUCAACUGCAGGAGGGAGCACUGCUGUGGAAACAGUCAUCAAACUCGGGGGGGUUUCCAACUCGGAAGAACAGGAUGUCAAAGCUCUCCAGGUGAAGAACAGGAAGUUGGGAGAAUCCCUCGAUCAGAGACAGGUGAUUGAGGAUGAGCUGAGGGAGAGAAUCGAGAGACUGGAGACUCGUCAAGCUACUGAUGACGCAAGCCUACUGAUCCUGAACAGAUACUGGAAUCAGUUUGACGACAAUGUGUGCCUGAUUGGAAGGCGCUACGAUGAGUCAGGGAGCGAGUCUGUGGAAACCCCGGCUGGAGAGGGGAGGAGCCUCAAGCCUGACACCCCAGAACCCGACGGCGACUCCAACCAGGAGAGAGCCAAAGACCGAGGCCACCAGGGGGAGACGACCACAUCUUUCCUGGCGACGCUGGCCAGCAGCAGCAGUGAGGAGAUGGAGGCAGAGCUGCAAGAGAGGGUGGAGUCCAGCCAGAAGCAGGCCAACCGCGUGGUGGAGAUCUACGACAGCCUGAAGACCACCGUGGAGCAGCUAAAGAAGGACCAGGACUCUGGAGCAGAGGGCUCCGUGUGGCAGGUCGCCGCCCAGCUCAACACCCUCCUGUCCAGUGAAAAUGACCGGCUGCGUCAGCUGACUGAGGACCUUCAGCAGAAGCACAGUCACAUGACUAGCGAGUCUCGUUCUCUGGGCAGGGCAGUGGCGAGGGCAGACACGCGGGUCAGUGAGCUGCAGGGCCUCAUCGAGGAGCUCCAGUGGGACAUGGAGAAGAUCCGACGCAGAGAGAACCGCCUCAACACACACCUGGGAGAAAUCCUGGAGAGGGUAAACAGUAAAGGCUACAAGGUGUGUGGGGAGGCCAGCAGUGUGUGUGGAACCAUUACUAUCAACAAGAGAAAGUUUGAGGAGAUGAACAGUGAGUUGGAGGAGAACAGGGAGCUGGCGGAGAACCGUCUGAGCGAGCUGCAGCGGCGGCAGCAGGACCUGCAGACGUUUAACCAGGAGAACAACAACAUGAAGGUGAGCCUGCAGAGCCUGACCCAGAGCCUGGGCCGCCAGAAUCCUAUGGCUCUCUCCCCCAACCCAGCCAUUGGAUUAGCUGAGGUCCCACGUCCUUAUUCAGCCAUCCAAACCAGUCAAAUGAAGGUGGAGUUGUUGAGUCGUGCUGAGGGGGUGGUGAGGGAGAGCUCAGAGUACCGCUGUCUCCAGUCCCAGUUCUCUGUCCUCUACAACGAGUCUGUGGGCCUCAAGUCUCAGCUGGACGAGACGCGCACACGCCUCAACACCACCAGGACGGCACGCCUCCGACAGCUAGAACACAUGGAGAAUGACGAGGUGUCUCUCCAGAGGAAGGUGCGUACUGAGGUGUUCCAGCUAGAGGACACUCUAGCCCAGGUCAGGAAGGAGUAUGAGAUGCUCCGGAUCGAAUUUGAACAGACCCUCGCUGCCAACGAACAAGCAGGUCCUAUCAACAGGGAGAUGCGUCACCUGAUCAGCACCCUGCAGACACACAACCAGCAUAUGAAGGGAGAGGUUGUGAAAUACAAACUGACACUCAGAGAGGCACAGACUGACCUCAGCCAGGCUCGUACUACGAAGGGCAGUGCUAUCCUUCAAUCACAAUCCAGUACGGAGCUGGACCUGAAGGAAGAGACCACCUCCCCCCUGACGCCCGCUGCCUCUGCUGAUGUCACCAUCAAGAUGGAGUCUGACAAUGGUUCAGCCACGCCCACCAGCACUAGUACCUCAGUGAAGACAGAGCCUGGGACAGAAACAGAGGGAGAAAUCAAAGAGGAGGAGAAAGAAAAAGAGGUGAAGAAAGAGAAGGAAAAGGAACGAGACAGGGAGAGAGAGAGGCCAACCCGUGGAGGGGGUGGGACCGAGGAGAAGGAGAAGGCUGGGACCAGCAACCAAUUGGAAGAGGUUGCUCCGGAGCGCACGUUUGUGAUUGGAGGACCGAAGAGGAAGGAGGUGGAGCAACUGAAAAUUGUCCGGGCGGAGCUAAAGAAAGCCCAGGAGUCUCAGAGGGAGAUGAAGCUACUGCUGGAUAUGUACCGUUCCGCGCCCAAAGAGCAGAGGGACAAAGUCCAGCUCAUGGCUGCUGAGAAGAAGGCCAAGUCAGAGGCAGAGGAGCUGAAGCAGCGUCUAAGGGAUCUGGAGGAGAGGGAGAGGAGGGAGGGGAAGAAGAUGGCUGAUGAGGAGGCACUCCGGAAGAUCUGCUCUGUCGAGGAACAAAUCAACAUCCUCAACAAGAAGCUCUCCCUGGCCAAGCAGGAGGAGGAUGCGUUGCUGAGUGAGAUGGACGUGACGGGCCAGGCCUUUGAGGACAUGCAGGAGCAGAACAUCCGGCUGAUGCAGCAGCUCAGGGAGAAGGACGACGCCAACUUCAAGCUGAUGUCGGAACGCAUCAAGUCCAACCAGAUCCACAAGCUGCUCAAGGAAGAGAAGGAGGAGCUCGCCGACCAGCUGCUCACGCUCAAAACGCAGGUGGAUGCCCAGCUGCAGGUGGUGAGGAAGCUGGAGGAGAAGGAGCGCCUCCUCCAGGGCACGAUCGGUACUGCAGAGAGAGAGCUGGCUCUGAGGACACAAGCUCUGGACAUGAACAAACGCAAGACCCAGGAGUCAACAGUGCUGUCGGAGGAGGUGCGUAGUCAGCUGGACCAGGUGCAGCAGAGACUGGGCACCGUCAGGGAGGAGGUCAUUGAGAACAGCAUCUCCAAAGAGAAGCAGUCCUUCAAUGCACGCCGCGCACAGGAGGACAUCUCCAAACUGCGGAGGAAGAUCGAGAAGGCCAAGAAACCCGCAGAGACCGUCCGCAACGGCGAUGACAUCCUCAAUGAGGAAAUCAACGAUUACAAGGCUCGUCUGACCUGCCCGUGCUGUAACUCCCGGGUAAAGGACGCCGUCCUGACCAAGUGUUUCCACGUCUUCUGCUUCGAGUGCGUCAAGACACGCUACGACACGCGCCAGAGGAAGUGCCCCAAGUGCAACGCCGCCUUCGGUGCCAACGACUUCCACCGCAUCUACAUCGAAUAGAGAGGGAGGGGGGACCUAAAUGCAGGGAGCAUAGGGGGUAGGAUAGUAGUGCCUGGAGGUCAGCAGUGUCCACACAGGCUUUCUCUCCAGCUGAACAAAACUGUCUUUUAUCACCCCCGCUACUAGCGUGUGAGAUGGAAUGAGACUGGACACGUGUGGAAAUCUGUGAAUAUCGGCUGGACAUGUAAUAAAUAUGGACACCGUGCGCUCUGAUUGGCUAGGUGGAAUUUCCGCCAUGUUGCUGGGGGGGGGCUGCUUAGGGUUGUUUCUGGACUGGUCCUACAUUACUGUGUCUUAUAGAGAUCAUGAUCAUGGUUAUAUUUGCUGGCUGUGCUCUGCCUGGCUGGCUGGCUGGCUGGCUGGAAGGAAGGAAAGCCUUUAGGAGACACUGUGCCUGUGGCUCAAUACUAGGGUUACAGUACAUAUGGCCUUUUUGUGGGGGAAAAGUGAGGUUUGACUUGAAGGGUUUGACUUGAAGCUUUUCCAUAGUUGACUGUAGCUAUUGGUGUUUAUUAAAAAAAUACUAUCGCCCUCUCCCUUUUUUUGGGAUGGACUAGAUCAUUACAGACCUUUCACUGAAUUCUAGUCCUGAAGGGCUGCAGUGAUGCACUGAAGACCCUAAUAACCUUUUUAUAAUAACUGAUAUUUUCAGCUUCUCUCUCCUCAGUACUCCUACGGCUCCUGCCCCAUGGAACUAAACACCAGAUAACCUUCUGGGGGGCCACUCUGGCUCUAGUUUUAGACUGGUGUGGUGUCUGUCCGUCGGCAUGUCUGCUUACACGUGUGUGUGUGUGUGUGUGUGUGUGUGUGUGUGUGGGAGAAAGAAAAACGGACUAAUCGUUUGCUUAGAUGGUUAGAAAAUCAACGGUGAGUCCCUUGAUCAGCAUGCACCCUUGUGUGACCAGUCAAUGUUUUCCUUGCAUUUGUAUGCAUGUAUUUAAAAAAAAAAAAAAAAAAAAAAAAAAAAAUUGAAAGCUGCCUCUUCGGGGACACACUGACGGGCUACAAAUACCAUGAAUUGAUGCUAAUGUGUAAUGUUGCUGCUCCACAAGUUAUUAAACUGCCAUCAAAACGAGAUACUUGUCUUGCGAUUAGUUAUUUUUCAGUCUAGUUUGUGCAUUUUAUAAGCUACAUAGCCUAUUCAUUAUCAUCAAAAUCAUAUUUCUGUUUUAACCUUUAACAUGUGUUGAGACCACAAAUUCCAGUGUGCAAAUCUCAACCUUUCUUAUUAUACAGUGCCUUCUGAAAGUAAUCACACCCCUUAACUUUUUCCACAUUUUGCUGUUACAAAGUGGGAUUAUAAUUUAUUUAAUUGUCAUUUUUGUUGGAACAAUCUACACCAAAUACUCUGAAAUGUGAAAGUGGGAGAAAAAUUCAGACUUAUGAAAUAUUAAACUAAUAUAUCUUGAUUAGAUAAGUAUUCACCCCCUGAGACAAUACAUUAGAAACACCUUUGGCAGUGAUUAUAGCUGUUUAAGUCUUGCCAUGCAUAGUCAAGUGCUAGUGCUUAGCUGUAUUUUGUUUAUUUGCAUCCACCCAAAAAAAACUCCUUAGUCCUUGCCAAAGACAAGCAUACCCAUAACAUGAUGCAGCCACUCCUAUGCUUGAAAAUAAGACAUGGUACUCAGUGAUGUGCUUUGUAUUCAGGACAAAAAGUGCAUUUCUUGGCUACAUUUUUGUAGUGUUACUUAAGUGUGUUGUAAGAAACAGGAUGCAUGUUUUGGAACAUUUUUAUUCAGUGCAUGAUUCCAUAAAGGUUAGUAUUGUGGAGUAGCUUAUAUGUUGUUAAACCAUCCUCAGUUUUCUCAUAUCACAACCAUUAAACUCAAACUGUUUUAAAAUCA